Gossypium raimondii (Peruvian cotton) is the source of this 975-nucleotide messenger RNA. Its product is annotated as caffeoylshikimate esterase. Gene Ontology annotation, molecular function: lipase activity. Gene Ontology annotation, cellular component: membrane. Lineage: Eukaryota; Viridiplantae; Streptophyta; Magnoliopsida; Malvales; Malvaceae. The transcript is spliced from 8 exons. The coding region runs from base 1 to 975 and encodes 324 amino acids. The record is from RefSeq and is a predicted model, not a curated record.
AUGGCACUGGAGCAUCCACCAGAAAAUGUUAAAUAUGAUGAGGAAUUCAUUACAAAUUCUCAAGGAUCAAAGCUUUUCACAUGUAAAUGGAUCCCAAUAAAAGAUGAACCCAAAGCUUUGAUCUUCAUUUUCCAUGGUUAUGGCAUGGAAUGUAGCAUCACCAUGAGCAGUACUGCAAUUAGGCUUGUUAAAGAAGGAUAUGCAGUAUAUGGCAUAGAUUAUCAAGGCCAUGGAAAAUCAUCUGGAUUGGAUGGCUAUGUUGAGAACUUUGAUGAUAUUGUCAAUGACUGCAAUGACCAUUUCUCCAAUAUUUGUGAGGAGGAAAAGAAUAGAAGGAAGAAGAGGUAUUUGCUGGGAGAGUCCAUGGGAGGAGCCGUCAUUCUUCUUCUACAUAGAAAGAAGCCCGAGUUUUGGGACGGUGCCAUUUUGGUAGCCCCAAUGUGUAAGAUUGCAGAUGAUAUGAAGCCACCAGCAGCAGUUACAACGCUACUCCAAGGGUUGAGCUGGGUAAUCCCAACUUGGAAAUCAUUCAAUAUAACCAAAGACAUUAUUGAAAUUGGCUUCAAAGAGCCUCGAGUUAGAGAAGAGAUUAGGAAGAACGAAUACUGCUACAAAGGACCACCACGAAUGAGAACAGCCUCUGAGCUUUUGAGGGUUAGCUAUGAUAUUGAGCAAAGGUUAAGUGAGGUUACACUUCCAUUUAUAGUUCUCCAUGGAGAAGAUGAUAAAGUGACAGACCAACAAGUUAGCAAAGAACUAUUCAAGGUAGCUUCAAGCACAGACAAGACCAUCAAGCUCUACCCCGGAAUGUGGCAUGGUUUGCUCUGCGGCGAGCCCUUGGAAAACACCGAAAUCGUGUUUGCCGACAUUAUCAGAUGGUUAGAAGAACGAACUAAACUCGGAAAUCCGAGGGCAGAGACGUUAAACAAGGUUCAAGCUGAUAAUUUGUCAUUGAACAGGAACAACAAACUCUAG